AUGUCAACAGAUACACCUGGGCCUAUGAUGUUUCAUCCAGUUGAUUCAUCUUCGUAUUCUAUGUCGUCGUCGGCUGGUAUUUAUGCAAAUCCUACACAACCUGACAAUCCCAAUGGUAAUUUUGCACAAAUUCCUCAUAGUGGUGGUCAUGUUGCCGCCGCAUCACAAUUGUUUUCUGUACAGCAACAGCAACAGUCACAGCCACAACACCAGUCACAACAACAACAACAACAAUUUUAUGCAGCAUCAAAUCAACAACCACCCGUCGCAUCGUUUGAUAUGGUUCCACAACAGCAACAGCAACUACAACAACACAUCCAGUCAUAUUCAUCAGGCAGUCAUAAUUAUGAAGUUCCAACGUAUCCAGUAAAUGGUGCACAGUCUAUGAUGUAUACAGAUCGACAGAAUACUGCUCUCCCAGUAGUAGCACAACAACAACCACAACAACUACUACCGUAGAUCGCAUCUUUAAAGAAAAAAAAACAACCUGUAUUGGACAAUCUAGGAAUAAUGAUAAUAAUAAUCAUAAGCUCCACAUUUCUACUUGUGAAAAUGAACAAUCUACACACACUAUGUCAAGAUGCUCUUUUUUUUCUCUUCUGUGCUUGCUAUAAAAUAUCACAUAAAAACCAUUAUUAAUAAUUAUUCCUCCAAUACAAUGAAUGACAAAGUUGAUUUCUUAUUCUUCUUUUUUUUUGUGUGUGUGUUAAACAUUCUCUCUUCAGUUGAAUUAUUAUGAUGAAUUGUGUCUUUCAGUUUACUUUAUACACACACAUAUAUGAUGAAUAUCCAGUUCAGUUACAAUCCUAACAACAACCACUACUACUAAUAUUACUACUCAUUAAUAGUUAGUAGUAGUUGGUUCACAUGGUGUGUACUCUCUGUAUACUUUUAUUUCAAAUUUACUCUUUAUUCUUAUCAUUUUUAAUUGAUUCUAUUGAUUAUAAAUAAUAAUAUUAAUAAUAAUAAAUAAUUUUAAUCUUUUCA
This is a messenger RNA of Schistosoma turkestanicum, 987 nucleotides long. NCBI's taxonomy places the organism in Eukaryota, Metazoa, Platyhelminthes, Trematoda, Strigeidida, Schistosomatidae. The record is from the annotation of a GenBank genome assembly.